Molecule: messenger RNA, 642 nt
Organism: Henningerozyma blattae CBS 6284
Lineage: Eukaryota; Fungi; Ascomycota; Saccharomycetes; Saccharomycetales; Saccharomycetaceae
Exons: 1
Coding region: 1-642 (213 amino acids)
Biological process (GO): mRNA splicing, via spliceosome
Cellular component (GO): spliceosomal complex; U2AF complex
Molecular function (GO): pre-mRNA 3'-splice site binding; metal ion binding
Source: RefSeq, a predicted model, not a curated record
AUGUUACCUCCUCCACCACCACCUCCACCAUCAGAGACUCCUAUAGAAUCGUUAACAACAACAAAUAUUAGUUCAAACGUCAAAUCUCAUACCAAAUCAAAUGGUAAUACCAUAGCCAAUGCUAUAACACCUUUAAAUAAAGGUUUAAAAGAGGACAAUAAUGAUCAUUGCUUUUUUUUUUAUGAAAUAGGUGCUUGCCGUUACAAUUCUAAAUGUAUCAAAAAGCAUAUUAGACCAACCAGAUCCAAUUGCAUAGUAUUAUUAAAUUUAAUAGACUUAAAACUGAACACGGAAGUUACAAACUAUGCAUUCGAUUCAAUUUAUCAAGAUAUUUUUCUGGAAGCUAUGAAGUUUGGUAAAAUUUUAUCACUAGAGAUUUCUGUAAAUGAAAAUGAUUGUUUAAACGGUAAUGUGUAUAUCAAAUAUUUGAAUGAUUCCAUUGCUAGGGAUGCAAUGAAUAACUUCAAUACAAGGUGGUAUGAUGAAAGGCCCAUAUAUUGUGAUCUUGUAAACUACAACGAAGGUACAUGCCGCAGAUAUGAUAACGGGAAUUGUGCUAGAGGCCCUGAAUGUACCUUAUUACAUAGAAGAUGGCCUUCAAGCAGAUUAAAAUGGGACUUAGAGUCUAGUCAGAAAGAUUAG